Messenger RNA from Centropristis striata (black sea bass), 4509 nucleotides. RefSeq lists its product as uncharacterized. NCBI's taxonomy places the organism in Eukaryota, Metazoa, Chordata, Actinopteri, Perciformes, Serranidae. The coding region runs from base 193 to 3024 and encodes 943 amino acids. The transcript has 6 exons. Gene Ontology annotation, molecular function: protein binding; calcium ion binding. The record is from RefSeq and is a predicted model, not a curated record.
GACAAGUUGAAUGUCUGUGCAACCACUUGUUCAAGAUCAAUUGGCACUCUGCAUGUAUGGACGUUUGCUAAUUUGAGGGAUUUUUGUUCUUAAAGGGAUGAUAAAACACGAUCUGCAGGAGUAAAGGAUUGAUGCGUAAAAGGGGCCAUUCACACGUGGCCUGAUUCUGUUUUUACCUUUCAGCAUUGCAACAUGGCACCUAUUUCUACCGUAUUUUUAUGCUUUGUAGCAUGUUUCCUCAGUGGAGCUAAGAGCGUUCCUGAGGCGUGCCGUGGGGCGCGCUGCUUCUCUGCCCAGGACUGGAGCAGACCGUGCGUCGGAGCGCACUGCCCGGGGCGCACGGAGGCAGCAGCGUCCCGACGACAGUUUCACCACUCUGCACAAUCCAGACAAGGACAAAUCUACCCGAGUUACCAACAGGAUGCUAUUUACAGCCACCACCAAGCCCAGAGCGCGCCGUUAGCACCCUACAACAUCGGCCAAGCUCAGCAGGGAAGCUUUGCGCAACAAGCUGGAGCUGAUGGCACCAGGAGGACGAACCCGAGAACCAUCACUGCGGAGGUGUUCCACCCUGGCUGCGCUGGUGGGACCUGUCCGACCACUGUAACUCAUCGCUCGACGAGUGAUGACAGUGCAGCACGGGAGUGUAAAGGAAUUGGAUGUAAACUUCCCCUCCGGAUGCGCAAGCCUUGCGUUGGAGACGGCUGCGGUAUGCAUGCAGGAGACGAAGGGAGAGGACACUCUUCACCGGUUCAUGUGACGGACAGAGCGGCGCAGUUUCUGGAUGAGCUUCCAGAUUUUGGGUCGGAACGUGGUGCAUGGAUACAGCUGACAUGUGACAUGAAACCAGGGACCAAUGAGCUUCCCUCAGAAGACGCUCUUGUGCUGCAGCUGCAGCUGUCAAAGAGCCAGGAGAAGCUGGUUGAGGCCCUCAGGGGCCAGCAGGACGAGGUCAAGGAGCUGCAGAGGCUCCUCAGUGAGCAGCAGGGGACGCUGGUCAACCAGCAGAGGGAAAUACUGGAUCAGCAGCGGAGGAUGUCAGAACAGAUGGAGCAAGUGAAAGCCCAGUACAACAUAAUGAUGGACAACCUCAAACAAACAUCUUUCCAGAACCUCCAGGGUGACCUCGAUAGUCACAUGGAAACCAUGAGUGGGCCGGUUAGACCCCACCACGCUCAGCAGGCUCUGUCUCUGCACAAGGUGGACAUGGAGGCCAGUGUGAUGGAGGUGGGUCGCCCACUGAUGGCCUGUGGGAACUGUGGUCCUGAGGAGUACUGUGGCUUCAGCAGCGGUCAUCCUCGAUGUGAGAAAUGUACCGUCUGUCCUGCCGGCUUCUUCCUGGUCGCACAGUGUUCAGUCCAUGCAGACAGAAUCUGCCAGGAUAGAGAUGAAUGCCUUGAAAUAAGUGACCUGUGUGGAGAUCGGCAGAAGUGUCUCAACACUCCAGGUGGAUUCAGGUGCCAGGGCAUGACCGAGCGAGAAGCCAGCUCAGGAAUGUGUGGCCACGGCUACUUCUACAACUCAGAAAUGGACGAGUGUCAGGCCUGUAACGAGUGUGACGGAGAGCCUGUGGCUUCCCCUUGUACCUUCACCACGGACACCGUCUGCUCCGGCCUCGCUGCUGCUGGUGACAGCGCCCUCUCUCUGUCCUGGGCCGGAGAUGUGAGUCUCUCUGGCACCAAAGGCCACGUCCUGGCGCACGCCUUCCCUGGCGUGCAGCUUCUCAUCCGGGGCAGAGGCGACGCAGGUCUUCUGUCUGCCGAAGACGGUCGCCUGUUGCUCCGGCAGCACGGCCUGGUCUGGGUGGAUGAGAAUCUCGCGGUGAGCCACGGCUGUCGUAGUUUCAUCCAGUUGUGUCUGCGUAUGAACAACACGGACGGCUCUGAAGGCCGAGACCUCAGCGGUGUUAGGGUGGAGCAGCGCGAGGGACGGUCGCUGCAGAGCGUCAGCCUCAGCGGCGUGGCAGAAGUCGCUCCGGGUCAAGUCAUCUCCCUGUUCCUCCGCAGCGCCAGCCACCACUGUAACCAAAGCGGUGAAGGUCUGCAGCUUUACGACCCGGCGACGGCUCCGCUCACUCUUCUCUGGCUCUCCCAUGACACUGGGGCUGUUGCCAUGACAGCACAGGCCAUGGUGUCCGCACACUACCACACAAACUACCGCCCGGUCUUCCGCACCACCUCCACAUCCGACCCGUACGUAGUGGGGCUGACUCAUGAUGGCCGUGGGAUCCGUUUUGCUGAAAGUGGCACCGUGCGCUUUGUUUUCCAACAGGCGUUGUACUCCAUGGGACAAGCGUGCGUCACUGAGGGCUUCCAGCUGCUGGCGUACCUCAACCGCAACGGAUCCAGCGUGGAGCUGAGCCGUACCUUUAAAUCAGGUGUCCACUAUCGAGACACAUCCUUAUCUAUGUCUGGUGCGGCUAGAGUCGACUCCGGGGACACGCUUGGCUUUGAGAUCCUCUCUCCCGCUCAGUGCAACGUGCGUUUCUUUGGUGAUGAGACAGGAAUCAGUAUGGUCAGCUUGGUUUGGGUCCCCGCUGCUCUGUCUUCCUCGCUGUCUGCCUCCGUGUCUCACACCGGUCUGCCCUCCGGAGCCGUCCGAAACAAGCCGCUGUUCUUCCGCCAGACCACUGCUCAGGUGUCUCAGAUGGGGCUGCUAGGCAAAGGAUCCACAGACCAGAGGCGAGAUUUUGUCUUCAGAGAGAGUGGCACAGCCAGCGUGGCCCUGGACCUCAAACUCAUUCACUCCUGCAACCUGGUCAAGGUGACUCUUCUGAAGCGAAGUGAUCCAGAGGGAUCAGGAGGAGGCCGGGAGGCCGAGGGAGCACGACCCUUCCCUCUGGCCCAGCAGGUGGGCGGUCAGAUGCCUGAGGGAAGCCACUGGGCCAGUGUGAGCCUGCGGGCGUCCUUCCAGGUUCAUAACGGCACAGCGGUGUUCUUCACACUGGACUGUGUACGCGGACGAGUCAACCAGAUCAGCUACCAGACGGGAAGCGGAGUCUCAAUCCUGUGGGUGGCAGCGUAACAUAAGAAAGAGAAAACUUUUCUGUGUUUGUUUUCAACAUGGUUUCCAGUUCAGUAGAACAGCAAUUUAUAUGAUAGACUAAUUUCAUUAGUUUGAUUUUAGAGGAAUAGUUUUGGGAAAGAUGCUUAUUCGUUUCCUUGCUAGGAAUUGACAAGAUUACUGAUACCACUCUCAUUUGAUGCAUGAUAAAGAUUAGAAACAGGGGGAAACAUUGGGAGCAUACCUAUGUUCCCAGGGUUCUAUAUUCUUAAGGUUCUACGCUCCCAGGUUCCUAUGUCCCCAAUGGUCUUUUUCAGGUUCCAAUUAUAUGCAUAUAAAGGAACAUAAGAACCAGUGAACACAGGACCCUAGGAACAUAGGACUCUGGGAGAGUACAUUUGCAGAACUGAGGAACAUGGGACCAUUUAACAUGUCCCCAAAAUGUGAUUUUUAUAAAGCUGGGGAACAUAGGACCCUGGGAACAAAGCAAUGACCCCAAAACAAAAGUUUGUAAAAUAUGUCUAUAGCACUUGUCCAAGUCUCCAAUUAACUUAACAAGUUAUAUCUUGCUUGUUUAAUCUGUACAAAAAGAAAAGUGCAAAAUCAGCCAUUUGUGGUUUCAUGCAAUAGCUGCUUCCUAUUAGCCUUUGUGCUAAGCUAAGCUAAUGGUCUUGGAUAAAAGAGUGGUGUCAAUAUUCUAAUGAAACUAAGAAUAUUUCCCAAAACAUGAAUUAUUCCUUUAAUGUGCUUGCCUAAACCUAAUUUUAUUAUUUUUUAAAUAUUUGGUGCUAUAAAAAAGCUCAAAUAUUGGUUUUAUUUUUCAAUAAAAAAAGUAGCAUUAUCCAUUGUAUUUAUAUUAAUGCAAGUAGGCUCUUAGUAAUGUAUAAUGAUUUCUGCAGAAGUAAAUGAGGGCUCUAAACUAUUUUCUCACACUUGAGUUGUCUGCUUUUUCAUGUUAAGGAAUUCCAUGUGCUGUUCUGUCUUUUAUUUAUGUAAUUCUGUUACUCUGUUGACGCCAAAGGACCUUCAGCCCAUUCCCACUGUGACUACAGCAUUUUCUGCUGUCACCAAAAGCAUGGUGCUGGUUUCAUUCAGUAGUGUUGUUUUUUAAGAGCAUGUGUUUCAUGUUAGCCGCCAUUUUCUAAUGUGAAUAUCUACUGCAUGCCUUGUUUAAUGACCACUUUCUGCAUAUCACGGACUUAAAGAGAGUCAUGUGUUUCACUAUGGCCACAUUAAACUGUCCUGGAGAGACGGCAUGCUAUCAUAAAAAAUUAACACAUUUACUGUUUACUCAAACUAAAGUGUAAUAAAGUGUAUAUUUGAUGUUUUAUAUGAAAUCAAGUUAAAAUAAAAAUGUUUUGUCAGAUUUUUGGCUGCAUCUACUGCGUAAGGUGUCUGCUUGGUAAAACAUGGAAUGCAGCUUUCAAAAGAAUAGGCCAAACAUACUUUUAAAAAAAAGCUUACUUAACCCUCCUGUUAUGUUGCUGGUCAAAUUGACCCAUUUCA